Molecule: messenger RNA, 3555 nt
Organism: Caenorhabditis briggsae
Lineage: Eukaryota; Metazoa; Nematoda; Chromadorea; Rhabditida; Rhabditidae
Gene: Cbr-ccpp-1
Product: Protein CBR-CCPP-1
Biological process (GO): proteolysis; C-terminal protein deglutamylation; protein side chain deglutamylation
Molecular function (GO): metallocarboxypeptidase activity; zinc ion binding
Source: RefSeq, a predicted model, not a curated record
AUGAAGCGCCUGUUCGACUUCUCGAUAAUCAAAACUCUCUGGGCCGCCCGUCUCCAGACACUUUUCCAAUCGAUUUUCGGGAAAAAUACUCCAGCGAAAUCUAUUCAGAAUCCAGUGGUACAGCCGGUACUAAAAGUUCCCAAAACUACAAUUCCAUCGAGCAGUAGUAAAAGAGAGAUGCAUUCGUCGACUGUUGUCAAGGCGGCCUUCCGCAAGCCAAUGAUCAAAUUCAUCGGAGCCCGUCUCCCUCGCCCACUGUACGACUCCAAAUCCCUUCCACCUCUUCAAAUCUCUGGAAAUUUCCCAUCUGGUGUCACUAAAACCGCCGCCGCUCCAACAGCUUCAUCCAUCGGACCAGUCGGAAAAAUUCCACGUGGACAGGGAAUCGAAUGGAAUCAGUUGCCAAAAAGCUUCCAGAGACAAGGAAUGUCAGAAGAAGAGUGUGAAGCUGUUAAUGUAAGCUUUGUUCUGUUUGAAAUACGGCGUCUGUUGCUGAAAAUGCGAAAUAUGCCAUCCGACAAUGAAGAGACAUCAUCAACACAAAAUAAUAGACAAGCAUGGAGCCAGUUGAUAUUGGACACCUCCAAGUAUUUAGGAGAAUCACCACAUUCGAAAACUGCCGAAAGUCUGCUUCCCAGCAUAAAUCGAGGAUGGACGGAAGAGGAAAAACAGGAACUCGUCGACGCGUUCGGCCACAAAAAGCGGCUACAUUUGACGAAAAGUGGAGUGAAAUCGGUUUUGGCGGCUUUUGAGGGAGAUCAACCUCAAUCUGACAUCAUCUUCCUAUGCCGUCUACUCGACCUCUUCUUCUCUCAUUUCUCAUCUGAAAAUGACCGGAAAAAAGAAAAGUACAUUGUGAAGUGUGACGCCAUUGCGACGCUGUGUCGAAUCACUCGAAAACGUAUCUUUCUGACUGUCGACGUCAGAAGUGAUGAUCCGGCAGUUGAUCCAUAUCUCGAUGAGCUCCUGUGGAAAUUACUUUAUUCCAUUGGGAAUAGAGAUUCCCGAGUGAGUCUGAAAAUCCGAAUGUGUGGUCUUAUCACCCCAAUGUGCAAGUUAUUCAUGCGAAAAGACAAUCUUCCGGAGUCCUUCCUCCCGUUUUUUAUCAAAAUUUCCAGAUCUCCACGUAAUGGUCAAUCAAUCGGAAGACAAGAUGGAUUCAUGGCACGACUGAUGUCUAAAAUUAAGACGCUGGACAAUUCCGAUCAAACACCACAAGUGGUUUUAUUGGAUAAACACCUGCAAUUGUUGUUCUUCACUAUUAAGAAUAAACGCACACGAACCCAUCUGCUUCGAGAAAACAUCUGUAAAUAUCUUCUGGAAGUCCUCCGACGCCAUCUCGCAGCAUCUUCGAAUUCCCGCCCCACUCGUCUGCUAUCUUCUCUUUUUGGAACUUUUGAUAAGUCACUUCUAGCAGCUCACACGGAAGUUGUCAUUGGCACAAUUGCCAUUUUGAGAUUGCUCAGUAAUUUUAAAAAAGCGCGAGACGAGCUGAAAAAUCUGCAAGUUUUGGACAUUUGUGCCAGGGAAUUGAAGGAAUUCUGGAGUGAUGAAUGGAAAACGGGACCGAAGGCGAGAAUUGUGGAUUCCCUCUCUGCUCUGUGCCUCCGUUGCAUGUCUCCACUACCGUAUCCUCUAGAAACUCGCCGUUUCCCAGUCGAUUUCCCACUUCCAACAGCUGCUCCAUCGACUCCUGGAGGUCAUGGAAGAAUUCGAAACUCCUCGUCGCUUAAUAUUUCAUUUGACAAUGGACGGAGUUCGGAUGAAGAUGGUAUGGAUGAAGAAGAUGAGGCAUUCAAUAGAGACGAGGAUGAUGAAGGAAAAGAGGGCGGAGCUUCGGAUGAUGAUGAUGGAAAGGACGAUCUGGAGGGUGGAGCACUUCCCAAGACAACACGGCUCACGCAGCAACAGUUGACAAAGUAUGCACCGUUUUUUGUGGAGAACGAACAGGGAACAAUUCAGCCGACGUUUUCGAUGAUGUAUCAGACGGGACAAGAGACGUGGAGGACUACUUGUGAGAAAACACGUCACGUGAUGCCGAUCCACCAUCACCUACCUAUCGAAAUGUUCACCACACCAACGCGAGUCCGUGAGAAGACUGCAAAAACUACAAAUAACAUGAAGAAAAUGAUAAUCGAAGAGUUGGAUAAACCAGAACGACCAUCUACAAAUCAAAUCAUUUACGAUCUGGAUACAGCCGCUUUCGAUGGCCUACCAGGACCGGAAUUGGCGUUUCCAACGAGUGGAGUCAAAUUGGACACUUCCAAGGAUCUUCAAUUUGAUUCUCGAUUUGAAAGUGGAAAUUUGAGAAUGGUCAUGCAAGUGGCACCCACUCACUAUGAGCUGUUCCUCUCUCCGGAUGUUAAUCAGAUGAGGGAUCAUUAUCAGUGGUUCUUCUUCCAAGUCUCGAAUAUGAGAAAAUCGGUGAAGUACACAUUUGAAAUUGCCAACUGUCUCAAAGCGUCAUCUCUGUAUAGUCAAGGAAUGCAACCGGUGAUGUACUCGAUGAUGGAAUCGGCGAACGGAUGGCGGCGAGUUGGAGAAAAUGUGUGCUAUUUUCGAAAUUUGUACAUAAAUGAGCACGAGGAGAAGCGGAAUGUCGAGGAGCAGAAGAAGAAAAAGUACUAUUACUCGAUUCGGUUCAAUGUGACAUUCCAGAACACCGGAGACAUUUGCUACAUUGCCUAUCACUAUCCGUACACCUACUCUUUUCUUAAUGCCUCAAUGAGCCUUCUCCGCAAACGAAGACAAGAGAACGUGUACUGUCGGGAAGAUGUGAUUGGCCACUCUUUGGCUGGAAAUCCAAUAAAAAUGCUCACAGUGACGUCAUUGGCAAGUGCCGCUGAAAUCGCCUCAAGAGAAGUAGUUGUGCUGAGUGCUCGUGUUCAUCCGGGAGAGACAAAUGCCAGCUGGAUUAUGCAAGGAAUUCUGGAAAAUCUUUUAUGUCGACAGUCGAAUGAAAUGUACAGAUUGAGGGAGACUUUUGUGUUCAAAAUCAUUCCAAUGAUCAAUCCGGAUGGGGUUAUCAAUGGAUCGCAUCGAUGCUCGUUGGCUGGAAUCGAUUUGAAUCGAGUUUGGGAUCGACCGAAUGAGUCACUUCAUCCCGAGAUUCAUGCGACCAAAGCUAUUAUUCAGUACUUGUGCGAAGUUGUCAAUAAGAAGCCGUUUGUCUAUGUGGAUAUCCAUGGACAUUCCAAGAAAUGGGACUAUUUCGUGUACGGAAACAACGCGGCGGAUUCGUGGAGAGCUGACGAUGCGAUGGAAGUUCCGCUUGUUCAAAUUGAAGAGGAGCAGCAUUUGGCACUGCCAAGGGCUCUCGAAGCGACCUGCCCCAGCCGUUUCAACAACUCUGAAUGUCGUUUCAACAUCUCUCGUGCCAAAGAAUCUUCUGCGCGUGUCAACGUUUGGCGUCAAUUUGGAGUCCCAACUGCAUAUACCCUUGAGUCGACGUUCUGUGGAUUCCACAAGGGACAAAAUGCUGGAUAUCAAAUCAGCACGAACGAUUUGAAGGAAAUCGGUCGCGACUUGUUGCACUCGUUUUUAGAAAUGAUUAGA